AUGACGCUGAAGUCAAGUAUUCUCAAAAUUGUUGCGCAACUAUCCUCUAAAGUUUUCCUUGGCGAUAAAAUUUGUCGGAAUCCAGAUUGGUUACGUAUUACUGUGAAUUAUACCGUGGACUCAUUCAUUGCAGCCAUGGCUCUGCGCCAAUGGCCUCAAAUUCUACGCCCAUUGAUUGCAAAAUUUCUGCCAUGCUGUCAAAAAAUAAGAACUGAGCUUAAGGAAGCAAGGGCCGUCAUAAGUCCAGUGCUUGAGGAGAGGCGGUUUACAAAAGAAAAAGCAAGACGAGAAGGGAAGCAGCCUGAGCGGUUUAACGAUGCUAUGGAGUGGAUGGAGGAGAUUUCCAAAGGCCGUUAUUACAGUCCUGAAUACUCACAGUUAUCAUUCUCAGUGGCUGCAAUACACACAACCUCUGAUAUGCUCACGCAGGUUCUUUUUGAUCUCUGCGAUAAGGAAGGGCUUAUUCAAGAGCUUCGAGAGGAAGUCAUCGCAGUAAUAAAAGAGGAAGGUUGGAAGAAAACGACUUUGUACAAAUUGAAACUUAUGGACAGUGUUUUGAAAGAGAGUCAAAGAUUGAAGCCCAUUAAUAUCGUUAUGCGUGAAGAUGGAAACGAAGUUAAUUUUGCCACUCCAGCAAGCAUGAGACGCCUUGUUUUGACAGACCUAAGUCUUUCUGAUGGUACUAUUAUUCCAAAGAAUUCAUUUCUUGUUCUGUCAGGGGAGAAAAUGUGGGACGCAGAAACAUAUCCAAAUCCAGAAAACUUUGAUCCAUAUCGAUUUUUGAGACUACGAGAAACCCCGGGUCAUGAGACGUCUGCACAGCUAGUAUCUCCCUCUCCAGAACAUCUUGGAUUCGGGUAUGGAAAGCAUGCAUGUCCAGGACGAUUUUUUGCGGCAAAUGAAAUCAAAAUCGCUCUUUGUCAUAUUUUGCUGAAAUACGACUUCAAAUUUGCGCCGGGGUCAGCCAAACCAAAGGUUCAGAAGAACGGAUUUUCUUUGAAUGUGGAUCCAAUGGCGAGUAUUGCAGUUCGAAGGCGAAAGGAAGAAAUCUUGCUCUAA
Penicillium macrosclerotiorum is the source of this 1059-nucleotide messenger RNA. Its product is annotated as cytochrome P450. Gene Ontology annotation, molecular function: heme binding; iron ion binding; monooxygenase activity. NCBI's taxonomy places the organism in Eukaryota, Fungi, Ascomycota, Eurotiomycetes, Eurotiales, Aspergillaceae. The transcript has 2 exons. The coding region runs from base 1 to 1059 and encodes 352 amino acids. The record is from RefSeq and is a predicted model, not a curated record.